AUGUAUCGCAUCGAAUCUAUCCUCUCCCCUGAAUGUCCAGGUCACAUUCAGACAGUCGUCGCCACCCAGGCAGUUCAAACGAAGAAACCCAAGGAGAUCCUUACGCCGCCGGAGCGGAUACCGGUGCCACGCGCCGGAGCGGAUCCUCCACACAGGCUACUCCCUGCUACGUCUUACGACGACGAGCCGAGGCAGUUGUUACCAGCCGCUCCAAAGGCCAGGAGGCCGUCUAGAGCUGCACGGCCUCCGAUGAGGUCCAGUAUAGCUUGCUUGAGUUGUCGGAAGUCUAAGAUCAAAUGCGAUAACAACUUAAGACCACCAUGCGAUGCGUGUGCCAAGGCGGGGCAAAACUGUGAACUCCCAGCUUUCACGCCUCUGCCAAUUAAGCAACCAUUGCUUGAUGUGGAAGCAGGCCAUGAUCGGAAGCGUGUCAAAAAGAUUCAAAAUGCCACUCCGUUUUACGUGACAGCGAAAGCCGAAGACGUGCUGUCGAUGCCAUGUCUGUCUGAGUCUAUGUGGCAUCAGCUUUUCGACAUCUACAAGCUUCACAUUAGUACUGAACUGCCUUUUCUGCAUAUCCCGACGCUGAAAGACGUUAUUCAUAAGAAGGAGACCGAGCCGCCAACGGCGGACGACAAUCUGAUCCUACUAGGCGCCUUAGCCCUCACAGUAAAAUUCCAACCAGAGCUUGUUAAAUACGUUACCUGCCAAAUACACAACAACGCCACUAGAGCUAGAUCCCGCGGCGGCUAUCCGAAGCCCAACCCUUCGGCUGCCUCCGAAUAUUUCGCGAAUGCUCUCACAACAGCCCUGGGGCCUCUGGAAUUAGCACUGACCUCGGCCUCCGUAGUCCGGGUUCAAGCCUUCCUGAUGCUGGGCUUGCACAAAUGGAGCCAGCCCGACGGCGGCUUAGCCGCGUGGGUGUUUGUCGGUGUGGCUAUCAGAAUGGCUCAAGGUCUGAAGCUGGGUAUCGAGGCAACUUCCCAGUUGUCAGAUUUCAACAAGUCUUACAAAGGACAUUCAGAGUCGUGGAAAGCGCAGGAGAUUAAGCGGCGCACUAUGUUCAGUUGUCUUAUCAUGGAUUGCCUGUUGUCAUGCGGAGCUGGGCGAGCUUCAAUGAUGCGAUCCGACGAGUUACAAAUACAGCUUCCCUGCGAAGAGCCCGCCUUUGAUCUCAGCCGUGUCGUCUGCACCGGAUUCUUGCAACAGCCCGAACCACAAAUAGGACGUCAUAUAGACAACAGCGUUCUCAGUCGCUUUAUACAGUUUGUUGACUUAUGGGGAGAUAUAGCGAAGUACAGCGUCGCUGGUGGUCGCCUAACAGAAACAUACCCACCCUGGAACAAGCACUCGAGCUUUUAUCAGUUGAACGUCAGGGUCGAGGCGAUCUAUUCUUCUUUACCAGAGGAGUUCGUCUUGUCCAGCGCAAACUACUGGAAAAACAACAACAGCACGUACGUGUUACUACACAUGCUUGGCGCAAUUUGUAGGAUCGUGCUACAUCGGGAAUAUAUCCCUUUCCUUGCAAUCAAUCUGGAGAAGCCCGUGGGGCCGCUGGACGAGACGGUCGCCCAAUCCGCCACCGUCCCCGGCGACUUUUGGUACCGAAGUGCUGAGCAGGUUUUCAUGGCCGGCAGGGAGGUUAUUGAUUUAAUUAAAAUAUGCCGUCAUAAGCUUCCGCAAUCACCACUUGCAAUAUUUGCUACCUGGCAAGCAGCGUUUGUAGGAUUAUAUGCGCGGCACUAUCCACAGAUGGAUGCCGAAAACCAUAUGAUUGGAGAGGCAGAUAUCCAGGAGCGGGCCGCGGGACUAUCGUCUGAUUUUACAAGGACGGGUAGUACUGGCAUUGCCUUCGACGCGUUGCAGAAAGUCGCCCCUUGUUUUGGCAUAGCCUCUAACUACGUGAGGUACUCCAAGAAUGUGGAUCAGUAUUUUACGAAGGUCAAUUCCGAUUACAUGCAACGAUGCAGAAGGCCAAGGAGCGAGGAAGCGUUAAUUACACGGGUAAACUUAACAGACAGCGAACUUGGGGCGACGAGAAACAAGGCCAUGGAGAUCCUCGAAGCAGAGGGACGGCGUACUAGCCAUAAUACCCCCGACGACUUGACUCGCACUUUCUCACGGAGCUCAUCUACGGGUCUAAAAUAUUCCUAUCUUGGCGCUAAUGAACUAGACGACGGAAGAAGAACAAGCGAGGCAUCCACGUUGUCUUCGACCAUCGUUUCGUCUCAAACCAGUUUUUGCCUUGGUAUCAGCAGUGCUGACGUCACCAGCAUUGAGUCGUACGUCAGUGAGUAUCAGAGCAAGCGACUAGAGGCUGUGUUGCAGGAUAUUCACGAAUUCACGGGCGACGUAAUCAGCAGCAGAAUGUUAGAGCUCAGGGCCUAA
Molecule: messenger RNA, 2388 nt
Organism: Colletotrichum truncatum
Lineage: Eukaryota; Fungi; Ascomycota; Sordariomycetes; Glomerellales; Glomerellaceae
Product: C6 transcription factor
Biological process (GO): DNA-templated transcription; regulation of DNA-templated transcription
Cellular component (GO): nucleus
Molecular function (GO): zinc ion binding; DNA binding; DNA-binding transcription factor activity, RNA polymerase II-specific
Source: RefSeq, a predicted model, not a curated record